Molecule: messenger RNA, 1470 nt
Organism: Clarias gariepinus (North African catfish)
Lineage: Eukaryota; Metazoa; Chordata; Actinopteri; Siluriformes; Clariidae
Product: macrophage mannose receptor 1-like
Exons: 4
Coding region: 1-1086 (361 amino acids)
Source: RefSeq, a predicted model, not a curated record
AUGCAAAAAGGAGAACUUUCUUCCACAGCCUUUUCUCAUCCAGUCAACAGCAGCCUCACUACCUUCCAGUACAUUCAGGGGUACAGGAUUCAGACUGAUGCUCGGACAGCUUGCAGAGGAAAUUACAUCGACCUCGCCACUCUGUACUCUGAUGAAGACAACACAGAACUGUAUAACCUGAUGAUGACGCCUGGUGGUGGAGCAGGGGGAUGGUUUGGAUGGAUCGGUCUCUAUCGCGGUCAGUUCAGUGAGAAAUGGUCUAAUGGUGAUCCUGUAACAUUCAGUAAUCUGACAGGGGAUUGUGGGACAUCGAGCUGCUGUGCUGCUAUGAAGCCUGAUGGUUCAUGGGAAAGUCUUCAGUGCACAGGGACAAGAUACUUCAUGUGCUAUGGACAAGAUGCUUCUUCACAGACUCUUAAUUAUCAUCUAAUCCUUGAGAGUAAGACCUGGUUUGGUGCUCAGCGUUACUGCAGGGGGCGCUACACUGACCUGGUCAGCAUCAGAGAUCAGCAGCAAAAUGAAGAGGCGAAGAUUAAAGGGUUAAAGAGCAGCACGUCCUUCUGGAUCGGCCUGCUGCGUGAUGACUGGCAGUGGACUGAUGGAGGAAACUCUACUUACAGAAACUGGGGGAGUGGUCAUCCUCUGCCAUCACCAUACGACUGUGUACGAAUGUGGUUAGGGAAUUGGUACUCAGUUUUAUGCAGUGAUAAUUAUUACCUCUCUCUGUGCUCCAGCAGCUAUAUCCAUGUGAGUGCUGAGGCUCUGAGCUGGCAGGAAGCGCUGGGUUACUGUAAUGAAGGGAACAGGGCUGGAAUUCUCAACAUCGAUUCUGAAGCUGAACAGGAAGAGGUGGAGUCUGAGCUCAGGAGGAGGCGUGUCCCCCCAUGGUGUCCUCUGUGGGUGGGGCUCGGACCGAACCGUCUCUCUGAGAUAAAGGUGCGGUCCGUUCCACUAACGUGCGUGGAUGUAGAGAGACAGACAGGACCUGGGCCGUCUCACUGCCCUGCUGACACACACACUGCAGAAGCAGCACCUGGUUAUGUGAUGGACUCUGAUAAACUUCGAGUCGUGUGUAAACUGAAAUAAAAGGCGCUUCUCUCCAUGUGGAAGAACAGAGCACUGCACAGUUUAGUGUUUUCCAGCACUAACUCACCUGAACCCUUCAUUAUGCACUUCUUCACUAGGUGAUGAGGUCAAUCAGGGGUCAUAGAGCAGGAAAAAAGCCUAAAGUGUGCAGGAACUGUUUACACACUUAGAGCUUCACACAUCAAUUCACAUCAACAUCCACAACAUCCACAACAUCUGAUUAACGCUUUCGGAAAGAUUCGUAGAAAUACACACAUUCUUACUUUGUUGAUCCUUUUCUCAAUAUUUUUGUUUAAGAUAAAAUUUGUUAAAAUUGCUUCUUUCCUAUUAUCAUAAUAUAUACAAUAUAUGAUAUUUCAUAAUAAGAAAAUGUUAUUCCAUUAA